AGUGAAGUCUGCUGGAGUGUGCACCCUGUGCGGACUCUCUGAGGGACGGAAGUAAGUCCACCUCGGGCCCCUCGUGGACUUGAUGUGCUGUGCAGGUUUGGACCGCUCUCAGAACUCGUGGACUUCCCGGGAACGCGCCCGUUAAGUCAGCGAGUCUGCACGAGCGGUGGAGUCCGGACACUGGGAUUCAGCCAUCGACUUCAAAUCUGACUCAAUUACAGUCAACUACGAUGGCCAAGCUCCAGGGCUUUGAGUUCUGGAGGAAUACCCUGAAAGGAGCAAGCUUUGUGGUGGCACCCAUGGUGGACCAGAGCGAGCUGGCCUGGCGCCUGCUGAGCCGCCGGCAUGGUGCCCAGCUCUGCUACACCCCCAUGCUACAUGCCCAGGUAUUUGUCCGUGACGCCAACUACAGGAGAGAAAACCUCUACAAUGAGGUUUGUGAGGAGGACAGACCUCUCAUCACACAGUUUUGUGCCAAUGAUCCAGCGGUGUUUCUUGAGGCGGCUCUGCUGGCCCAGGACUACUGCGACGCUAUCGACCUCAACCUGGGCUGUCCGCAGAUGAUAGCUAAGAGAGGGCACUAUGGAGUCUUCUUACAAGACGAAUGGGAGCUGUUGGAGAAAAUGAUCAGGCUGGCCAAUGAAAAGCUGUCCGUGCCCAUCACAUGUAAGAUCCGUGUGUUCAAGGAGAUCGACAGGACAGUCCGCUACGCCCAAAUGCUGGAGAAAGCUGGAUGUCAGCUGCUGACAGUGCAUGGCAGAACCAAAGACCAGAAAGGAGCCAUGACAGGUAUCGCUAGCUGGGAGCACAUCAAGGCCGUACGGCAGGCAGUUAAUAUUCCAGUGUUUGCUAACGGCAACAUCCAGCACCUGAGUGAUGUGGAGCGCUGCAUUCAGGAGACGGGGGUGCAGGGAGUUAUGAGUGCAGAAGGGAACCUCCAUAACCCAGCACUGUUUGAGGGCCGCAACCCCCCAGUGUGGGAGAUGGCUGAGGAGUAUCUAGAGGUGGUGAAGAAGUAUCCUCCCUGCACUCUGUCCUAUGUACGAGCCCACCUCUUCAAGCUCUGGCACCACACGCUACAGAUCCACCAGGACCUGAGGGAGGAGUUGGCCAAGGUGAAGAACCUCGAAGGUUUGGCUGAUGUCAGCAAAAAGCUGAGGCUGCGCUGCCAGGAGGAGAUAGCCAAAGGGAAGGAUGUGGAGGAGAAGGAGAGCAGCCUGCCCUUCCCCCAUUGGAUCUGCCAGCCAUACGUCAGACCACUGCCAAAGGAGCCAGUUGCCAACGGUAACAGCCAGGGUUCAGAGGUGAAGAAGACUGUGUGUCAGAAGAGAGCGCUGGAGGACUCUGAUGGAUCUGCCGAAACACUCUCCAAAAACAAGCAGAAGAAGAGAUCCCGCAACCCCAACAAGAACUUCUGUCCCGAGCAGAAACCCAAGUACAUCAAAUGUGACCAGUGUGGGAACCCAAAGGGAAAUAAAUGUGUCUUCAACCUGUGUCGAGGCUGCUGUAAGAAAAAGGCCUACAAGGAGGUGGCAGACUGUCCGAGUCACGGGCUGAGGUUCAAGACCAAGGCAGAGAAACGGAAAGCUGACGAGGAGAACGGGAAGGACGUCUCAGCGACAGAGACAGAGGAAAUCAACAGCUCGCCUCCAUCCGUCCCACAGUCAAGUACAGAGCCGCAGGAGCAGUCACAGGCACAUCUGCCACUAUGAGCAGGACUACGGCUAUCUCUACAUGCACAGACCAUACUGCUGUUAAUACGGUUCUGAGCUGUCACUCUUAAAAGUCAGACUAACCCAGUUAAGGUCAGUUUAUUUCAGAUGUUCGUCAUAGUAAAGAUCAGUACAGGAAGGCUGUUGUGUGGACCUGCUUCCAUUCAUUUUGCUGGUGAUGAACACAACGAAUAAGUUCUUGUGUUUAUUCAGGUAAAAGAAAGGUGCAAUUAGAGGGUAAAAACUUCAGGUAAGCAGGUUAGUGUGUGCAUGUAGAGGUAACCAAUGAUUAGUCAGGACAUUGUACAGGAAAGUAUACACCGCUGCUAAAUAACCUCAAUGACAGUUGUUCUCCAGGAAGCAACUGGAGAACAGCUGUACCGACAUUGAUCACCAAACCAAAACCAUAAAGUAAAAAGAAAUAUUUUUUUAUAUCAUGUGGGUUUCCAGAACAAUAAUUAGAAUCUUCUCGGCAGGAGAGUCGGGACACGACAAUGAAUUAGUUCUCGACUAAUUCUGUCAUUUUAUUAUUAUUAUUUUUUUAUAAGAAAGAUUGUGUGAGGAUAAGUUUUGGACAUUUAUUUUGGUCCAAGUUGUUAUUGGGCCACCAAAGUGUAAAGGCUGGCUUUCUGUCAGACUGAUGCAGAAAAUACCUGACAGAUUUUACUGCUUUCAUUUAAGGUCUUGAAUGUAGUUGCAUCUUCAACUGACUAGUUCAACUAUUUAUUUUUGGGGGUUUUAGGUUUGCCUGUAGUGCAUUGACUGUAUGUGCCUUUUGAUGAGAAAUACCACUGCCUAUCUAGAUAUGAACUUAUGAGCUCAUUAGAGGAAAAAAGGGAGAGGAAGAUCAAAGUGGUGCUCCGUCUGCUGUUGUCUGAGAGUCUGAGCUCAGUGACGACCUUUGGAAAUGAACACCACGACAAAUAGGUUAUUCAUCUUACAGCCAGAUAAGCUCAUUAUCUAAGUGUUUAGCCUAGCUUAGCCUAGCUUAGCACAAAGAUUAGAAGCUAGCCGAGCUCCAUCAAAAGUGAAAAAUACAAACUUUGUUUACACAUUGAACUUGUGCAUCAGACAACCUUUGGGUGUGUUGGUGACUACCUUUUGAUGGAGGCUAGCCUUUUCCUGUGGUUCUAGUUCCGUGCUAAACUAACCUAAAGAUUUAACAUCUCUGUACUGAGCGCACAGACAGGUACUAAGUUCAGCAUUUUGGCAAAUACACUCAUUUGCUUUUUUGCCCAGAGCUGGAGUAAAAGACUGGUGCCACCCUCGUCUGUAUGGAAGUCAUGUAGCUUAGCUUAGCUUAGCACAAAGACUGCAAACAGGGGCAAAUAGCUAGCCUCUGUCCAGAGGUAACAAAAUCCACUGGAGCUGGUUGGCAUGUUUUGUUACUUUGGGACUUUAGGCUGCCGGUCAUAUAUCAGGAAAAAUACACUCCUUUUCAAACUAAAAGCUCACUUAUCCAAGAUAACUUCAUCAAGAUCCAUCCAACAGAUCAUAACUGUAUUGUUAUCCAGAUAGGAGUUAACUAGAUAUUUUGAGCUCCUUUCCAUUAGUCUGGAAUAACUAAACAACAUACACUGGUCAACUUGUUUACUUCUAUUUUUUAUUUUUUUUUAAUUCAAAAAAUCAAUCCUCCAUUUCAUAGUAAAGUAAAAUGCUAACAAAACUCUUCCACCACGUUAUUAUCACCUUCUUAAAUAUAGGAUGAAAAGGUGAUGGUAAGUGAGGUCUUAACUAAAACUACACUGCUUUUAGAGAGAUGAAGGGAACCAGCAUGUUUUACAGUGCAAUGGGUAUUUUUAGACAGAUUUUAGCAUACUUUUUCUAAAUUUGGCAAUUCUAAGGUAAAUGCAAUGAAAUAAAUUAUUCUGUAUUUCUCCACGAGAGUUUUAUUCUUGGCUGCAGAGAGAAGGAUUUGAAACAGCAGUAUUUUGGAAAUAAAGUCAAAUGCUUUUUUCAUUAUUAUUAUUAUCAUUAUUGCUUUUUUUUUGCAGGGGCAGGCUGUUUUGAUGUAAGUGUACUUAAGUUCCUCUGACAGGGCUCUGGAGAUAUGUCAGACUAAAAAUGCUGAUGAACCACUGUUUAAGGAUGUGAAGAGAUAUUGCUGGCUGAAGCAUCCACUGUUUCUCAUGCUCAACCUCCUCUUUGCUCGAGUUAUCGGUUAUGAUGUUUUGAUAUAUUUUAAAAAAGCAUUUUUAAAUUAAGAACAAAGUGCUCCACCGACACAUUUUUAUCAGCAUGAAGUGAUGACUAAUAAGGCAAUAAUCAGCAGCAUUUGAAGCUGCUUAUCUUAACACUCAGCAGAGCCUUCAAAAUUUGUGAUAUCAGUCUUUGCUUUAUCUAAAUUGGGAGGUUAGUGAGCUGACUGAUAAUUCAGGCCUCGGCUUUUUAUUUGCAGGUUUUUUUCUCCUGUAAUUAAAUCCUUGUGCUACACUG
Toxotes jaculatrix (banded archerfish) is the source of this 4148-nucleotide messenger RNA. It is a transcript of the gene dus1l, whose product is annotated as dihydrouridine synthase 1-like (S. cerevisiae). The record is from RefSeq and is a predicted model, not a curated record. Lineage: Eukaryota; Metazoa; Chordata; Actinopteri; Toxotidae. Gene Ontology annotation, molecular function: tRNA dihydrouridine synthase activity. Bases 231 to 1712 code for a protein of 493 amino acids. The transcript has 14 exons.